Capsaspora owczarzaki ATCC 30864 is the source of this 5883-nucleotide messenger RNA. Its product is annotated as receptor-linked protein tyrosine phosphatase. The record is from RefSeq and is a predicted model, not a curated record. The transcript has 4 exons. Lineage: Eukaryota; Filasterea; Ministeriida; Capsasporidae. Gene Ontology annotation, molecular function: protein tyrosine phosphatase activity; protein binding. Gene Ontology annotation, biological process: protein dephosphorylation. The coding region runs from base 1 to 5883 and encodes 1960 amino acids.
AUGAAGCCCAGAUUGCUCCUGCUCGCUGUGGCGCUUUUGGCUGCGGUGGGCUCUGUUCGUGGUGCGGAUCUCGACAUUACUUUCUCGGCAGCCACUGGCAAUUCCAUCACGCUCAAUUGGGUCGCGUAUGGCAGCUUUGCUUCACCUAUGGAAUAUCGUGUCACUCGCACUCCUGGUUCUGCCACGCCUGUGUACAUUGGCACUGCCCUGACAUUCGCCGAUAGUAGCCUGACCAAAAACACUGCCUACACCUACACUGUUUCCGUCUACUCUAACUCUGGAGCUGGCGGAACUCUCGUUGGAGCAACUGCGGCCCCACCCUCCCAAACGACCGCAAACGAUGUGACUCUGAAUGCUGACAGCAUCUUGAUGUACGCCACAUCGAAUGUGAAUGAAUACGUUCUCUCCUGGCCGAGUUUGGUCGCCAAUACCGGUGCGUCAACCGCUGGACCACCCGCUACCAUCACCUACACCGUUGAGUACAAGAAGGUGGCCAGCGGCAGCUACAUCGGCUGGACGGGCUACUCUAGCGGCACAUCGGCUCCUGCGCUUGUGCUCGCACCUGGCACGAACUACAAUGUCAGGAUCACUGUUUCUAGCGGAAUUCUUGGUACCGCUAGUGUUAAUCAAGUCUUCACGGGCAGAACGUACUCUGUCGCCCCUGUUAUCGGCACUGCCCUUGCUGCCGGCACCAUCACUGCCACUCAAGUCCCUCUCAGUUGGACGGUUACCAGCAGCGGUCAGGAGUCCAACUUGGCGUUGGCUCAAGUUCUGUCACGUAACGGAGUCGAUUUAACGACACUGCCGGCUGGUACUGCAUCCUACACUGGCUCAUUCCCGCAACCGUUUUCUUUUACUGAUUCGGGCUUGUCACCAUACACCCCCUACACGUACUCUAUCCGAGCGACCACCGUUGCCGGCAAUUCCACGAGCUCUCCUGUCAGUGCACUCAGUGUGACCACGGCCUCUGCUCCUCCUACUGUCGCUUUCUUGACCACCGCACCGUACAUCACCCAGAACUCUGUCACUGAUUUGGAUCCGUGCACCCUUUACUCGUACACUCUGACUGCUACGACAAAUGACGGCCAAACCUUCACCACGUCCGCUAAAAGCUUCACCACCCUCGCUGACAAGGCAGUGCUUUCACCGACCGUUACCUCGCUCAAUUACACCUACAAUGCGUUCAGUUUUGCGUGGACCAACUCAGCACUGAGCCCUUGCCCUGGUUCAGGCGGAACUAGUGGCUAUCAACUGAGUCUUUCGGUUAACUCGGGUGCUGCAACCCUGGUCAACCCGACCACGACAACAUCCUACUCCUUGAGCGCUGGCGUGCUUCCGAGCUCGACGUACGCCUUCUAUUUGCGUUUUACUAACACGAAUAACAACGUUUCGGCGGAUGCGCUCUUGACUACGUUCACCACCUUUGCCAACACUCCGACCGUUACUGCGCUCGGCGUGACCGCAAACUCGUCGAACUCUCUCACGUUCCAAUGGACUGGUACAGCUAAUGGCGGUGGUCCUCUCUUCUAUAAGGUGGACCGAACUUCACCCUCGGUGCUGUCGAUCAAGAACUUUGCUGACAGUCUCACUUCGGCCACGGACAAUACUGGCUUGCUGCCCUUCACUGAUUACACGUACAGUGUGCAGGCAAGAAACAGCCAAACACCAACAGCCAACUUGUCCACUGUUGCCACUGCGACCUUCAAAACUGCCGCGUCUCAGGCCACCUUCUCCAGUUCUACUGUGUCGUCAACUCCGGCCGCCAAUUCCAUCCUGUUCUCUUGGACGGCAGCGACAUGGAACAGCUUGACUGGUGACUACUCUUGGACGAUCAGCGGAAAUCCUACUCCUUCUCCAAGCUCAGGUGUCGUCACCACGAACAGUGUGACUGUCUCCAACCUUCGCGCCUACAAUCAGUACACUUUCACUGUUUACGCCCGAAGCGGUAGCGGGAAUACGUAUGAUUCUGCUGUUCUGACCGCCUCCAACAUCCAGACGCUUGCUGCCGCACCGACAAUCGUGGCAGGCCAAUUCACAUCAACGGGACAGACGUACAACUCUGUUUCACUGGAAUGGAAUGGCGUUCUUACGCUCAUCAACGGCCCCACUGUCAAUUCUGCCUCGCAAUGGCUGGUUGAACGCCGUCUCAACAACCCUCAAGGGUCUUUCGUGUCUGUCGGGACGUUCGCCGCUGCGACCUUGUCCACGACCGACAACGAUGCAUCGUUGGCGCCUUACACAGUUUACGAUUACCGUUUGACUGUGCGCAAUGACCAGUACUCUACCACCGCUACCCUUUCCUCAAUCCGAACCGCCGCUGCCCCGCCAACUAUUGACCCCAGUCAGAUCGAGCCUUCGUUUUCUGCGAACGGACCGACCAGCUAUGCUGUGACGUUUGACCUGGCUGGCGCGUACUAUCGCGGCACUCCGGCCUCAGUCAGCGCGACAUUUUUGCUGCGAUACAAGACGACUGGUUCUGGCAGUUUCACCUCGGCCCCGACAUUUACAACUGACACCACCACGGUCACUAUGCAAGCGAGCCAAGUCUACGAUUUGGAGUGGACAAUCACAAACGCUGGUCCUUUGUCCUCGACUCCCUCGACUGGCUCGGUCAGUGUGCCUGCUCUCGCGCCGUACUUCAACGCACCGACCAUUACGACCUCUGAUGUCACGACGACCACCGCAGACAUUUCUUGGCCUGCACCUACGACCAAGAACGGUAAUGACCCCAUUGUGUAUUGGGUUCAGUACACUGCUGGGCAACCCAACCCUGGAAAUCAAACCAUUCAAACUUCCAGCGACAUUCUGCAAACCACGAGCACUACUGUCUCUGGGCUCUACCCAGGCGUCAUUUACACUUGGACAGUUUCGGCCAAGAAUGCAAACUCUGGUUUCUCCUCGCCAUUCUCUACUGUUUCAUCUUUGCGUCAAGACCCCGCGGACCCCAUUUGGCAAACCGCUCCCACUUUGUCUGCCUCAGGACAGACCACAAGCGCGUUCGUGUUUAAUUGGGCGGCUCCUGUUUAUGCUCAAGACGAUCCCAAUAACUUGAAGUAUCGAGUUGUGGCCACUCAAAUCACCGCAAGCCCAGCGUUCCCCGAUCCGACCCUUUUCUCCAAAACCGUGUCCAUCAAUUCGGCCGCCGUGACAGUCGCCGCAGCGUCGAACACUGGCUAUGAACCCUAUGUGCAGUACAAUGUGACUGUGCACGUUAAAAGCUCGACCGACAACUUUGUUCCGAGCAACACGUUCCUGACCGUGACAACCGCUGGUUCUAAACCUAGCUGGGGUGCCUUGACUCAGUCGUCCCUUACGGGCGAUCGUUCGUCCCGCCAGAUCACUCUCGAAUGGCCGGAUGUUCCGUACCCUCAGGACGCGUCCACUUUGACUUACUCGGUUAGUCGCGGUGGCACUACAAUUAUUUCCGGUCUCACAACCUCGAGUUACGUAGACACUGGUCUGACGCCAUUCACGGAUUAUGCGUACAUCAUCACUGCCACCAAUUCUAAGGGAUCGACUGCGCUCGGCACUGCAGUGACUUUCAAAACCACUGAAGCGACUCCUCUUUUUGCUGGCUCUGAAACGUUGACCAUGACCCCCAACGCGAAUGGCGCGAGUAUCACCUAUGCUGCGCCAAACUUCCCAUACGGAACACUGUCGGGCUACACUGUUUCGGUUGUUGACACUAGUUUUACCGACGCGCAUGUCACACCCACUCAGAGCUCGAACAGCGCCGCCAACGUGUUUACCCGAACGAUUACUUCGCUCUUCCCAUUCCGCACGUACGCCGUCACUAUUCAAGCUACGAACGGUGCUGGUACUUCGCCGCCGAGCGACUCGCGCACCGGCACUUUCACGACCUCCCCGAGCGCCCCCAUCCUGGACGAAAGUCUGCUCGAUGCGCAAGUUACAUCCAACACGUCAAUUACUGUCAGCUGGAAGGGCCCUCAGCCUUGGGAGCGAAACAGCGUUCUUAGUUCAUACCGUGUCGAGUGUUACAUGCAAGAAGAGGAUGGUGCUUGGACCUUUGUCAACGCUCCGACCCGAACCCCUUUGCCUGCCGACAACGCCGCCUACAACACGGCCACGCAGCAAUCCUAUCAGGAGGUGUUCUCUGGAUUGCUCCCCUACAGGAACUACACCUUCAAUGUCUUUGUGAUUGGAAGCUCGUUGACUUCGUCUGCCAUCGAGGUGCUGGCCCGCACUUUGCCCGGCCUUCCCCCGACCCCGUUGCAAGCCACGGUUAUCCCGAUCUCGGACACCCAGGCGCGCGUUUCCUGGCCCGCUGUGGACGACAUCAAUGGCCCCAUCGUCUCGUACGUCGUCGAAGGCCAGCGCCUCCUUCCUGGCUACAAUGAGACGUGGCCCGUGCCUGUCGUUUACGCCGAGCUGACGAACGGCCGCAACGUGACCACAGUCUCUGGCCUCGCUGCUGAAUCCAAGUACCGCUUCCGCGUUCGCACCUUCACUGCUGCUGGCUUUAGCCUGGGUCCCUUUGGCACGUCCGCCACGACGCUGGAAGCUGCGGCCGGCUCGCAGGGCUGGGUUGCCGCCGUCGUCCUGAUUCCGCUCAUUCUGAUUGCGCUGGUUGCUCUCUUGCUCGUCCGCCGCCGUCAAGGCAAGCCCAUGCCUUGGGAGCCGCUGCAGCAGCGCUGGAAGCAGCGCCAGAACAAGGAUGCCAACAACUCGAUGAUGCUGAUGGGAGUUCAGCACCAGCAAGACAACAUGGCUGGCAUGCCGUCGCGCAUUGUGCCCGCCGAGGAGCUUGCCGACUGCGUUGCCCAGCUGCACGCCAACAGCGACCUUGGUUUUGCCGAAGAGUACGAGGCCCUGAACGUCAACGAAGAGUAUGCGACCAACGCUGCGCUCAUGCCAGCCAACAAGUCCAAGAACCGCUACGCCAACAUUCUGCCCUACGACCACUCUCGCGUCCGCCUGUCUGUCAUUCCUGGCGUCGAGGGCUCGGAUUACGUCAACGCCAACUACAUUGACGGCUACCGCAAGUCGCACGCGUACAUUGCGUGCCAGGGCCCCCUGCCCGACACGUUUGACGACUUUUGGCGCAUGGUUUGGGAGCAGCGCUCGGCUGUUAUUGUGAUGGUCACGAACGAAGAGGAGAAGGGUCGCGUCAAGUGCCACCGCUACUGGCCCGACGACAGCGAGGUUGUCUUUGGCGAUGUCGAAGUCCGCAUGACUCGCCAGGAGGAGCUCUCCGAGUUUAUCACUCGCGUCUUUUCGCUCAAGAACAUUCGCACUGGCGAGACUCGCACUGUCCACCACCUGCAGUUCACUGGCUGGCCCGACCACGGCGUCCCGCACUCGACCUCGUCUCUCAUCAAGUUUGUCAAGCAGGCCAAGGCCGUCCAGCCCAACGACGCCGGCCCCAUGGUCAUUCAUUGCUCGGCCGGUGUCGGCCGUACCGGCACGUUCAUUGUCACCGACAUGUCCCUGGAGCGCACCAAGGUCGAGAACAAUGUGGAUAUCUUUGGCUGCGUCAGCGCCCUUCGUCGCAACCGCAUGUACAUGGUCCAGACCGAAGAGCAGUACAUGUUCAUCUACCAAACGCUUGCCGACGCUGUUGCCAACGGCGACUCUGAGGUCUCCGCUCGCGAUCUUGCCCAGCACGUUGCCCGUCUUGCCCAGCACAACAAGGCCACCGACUCUUCCGGCUUUGAAGAAGAGUUCCGUCUCUUCCAGCAGCCCGACAAGAAGAAGCCCACCACCGAUGCCGCCACUCUGUCUGCCAACAAGAGCAAGAACCGCUUCGCCACCCUGCUUCCCUACGAUCACACUCGUGUCAAGCUGAACGCCAUUCCCGGCGUGAACGGCAGUGACUACAUCAAUGCCAGCUUCUUGUUGCGCGUUGCUGUUGCAUGUGCAUAA